AUGGCGAAGUUUGUAACACCCGUGAUCCAGGACAACCCCUCCGGCUGGGGCCCCUGCGCCGUGCCCGAGCAGUUCAGGGACAUGCCCUACCAGCCCUUCAGUAAAGGAGACCGCCUGGGAAAGGUGGCAGAUUGGACAGGAGCCACGUAUCAGGAUAAAAGAUACACAAACAAGUACUCAUCGCAGUUUGGUGGCGGAAGUCAAUAUGCGUAUUUCCAUGAGGAGGAUGAGACUAGCUUCCAGCUGGUGGAUACAGCACGAACGCAGAAAACGGCCUAUCAGAGGAAUCGUAUGCGAUUUGCACAGAGGAACCUUCGGAGAGACAAGGACCGUAGGAACAUGCUGCAGUUCAGCAUGCAGACGCUGCCAAAGAGUGCCAAGCAGAAGGAGAGAGAUCGUUUGCGCCUGCAAAAGAAAUUUCAGAAGCAGUUUGGAGUGAGGCAGAAAUGGGACCAAAAAUCACAGCAGAAGCCUCGUGACUCCUCUGUUGAAGUUCGCAGUGAUUGGGAGGUGAAAGAAGAGAUGGAUUUCCCUCGGCUGAUGAAGAUGCGCUACCUGGAGGUGUCGGAGCCACAGGACAUAGAGUGCUGUGGAGCCCUAGAAUACUACGACAAAGCCUUCGACCGCAUUACAACAAGGAAUGAGAAGCUACUGAGGAGCAUUAAGCGCAUCUUCCAUACCGUCACUACUACUGACGACCCGGUCAUCCGAAAGCUGGCAAAGACCCAAGGGAACGUAUUUGCCACAGAUGCCAUCCUGGCCACACUGAUGAGCUGCACUCGCUCUGUCUAUUCCUGGGACAUCAUUGUCCAGAGAGUUGGAUCCAAGCUUUUCUUUGACAAGAGGGACAAUUCUGAUUUUGACCUCCUGACAGUGAGUGAAACAGCCAAUGAACCACCACAGGAAGAGGGCAACUCCUUUAAUUCACCACGCAACCUUGCCAUGGAAGCUACCUACAUCAACCAUAACUUCUCCCAGCAGUGUCUGAGGAUGGGAAAGGAGAAAUACAAGUUUCCCAACCCAAACCCCUUUGUGGAGGAUGACAUGGAUAAAAACGAAGUAGCCUCUGUUGCGUACAGAUACCGAAGGUGGAAGCUGGGAGAUGAUAUAGAUCUCAUUGUCCGCUGUGAACAUGAUGGCGUGAUGACAGGAGCAAAUGGAGAAGUGUCUUUCAUCAACAUCAAAACACUGAACGAGUGGGAUUCCAGGUAUUGCAAUGGAGUAGACUGGCGCCAGAAGCUCGACUCUCAGAGAGGAGCUGUGAUUGCCACAGAGCUGAAAAACAACAGCUACAAACUGGCCCGCUGGACAUGUUGCGCGCUGCUGGCUGGAUCAGAAUAUCUUAAACUCGGGUACGUAUCCCGUUACCACGUGAAGGACUCUGCCCGCCACGUGAUCCUGGGCACGCAGCAGUUCAAGCCAAAUGAGUUUGCCAGCCAGAUUAACCUGAGCAUAGAGAACGCCUGGGGCAUCCUGCGAUGCGUCAUCGACAUCUGCAUGAAGCUGGAUGAGGGGAAGUACCUCAUCCUCAAGGACCCCAACAAGCAGGUGAUCCGGAUCUACAGCUUGCCUGAUGGCACCUUCAGCUCUGAUGAAGAUGAGGAGGAUGAGGAGGAAGAAGAGGAAGAGGAAGGUUCGUAG
Fulmarus glacialis (Northern fulmar) is the source of this 1641-nucleotide messenger RNA. It is a transcript of the gene EIF3D, whose product is annotated as eukaryotic translation initiation factor 3, subunit D. Gene Ontology annotation, molecular function: translation initiation factor activity. Gene Ontology annotation, biological process: translational initiation. The coding region runs from base 1 to 1641 and encodes 546 amino acids. Gene Ontology annotation, cellular component: eukaryotic translation initiation factor 3 complex; cytoplasm. NCBI's taxonomy places the organism in Eukaryota, Metazoa, Chordata, Aves, Procellariiformes, Procellariidae. The transcript has 13 exons. The record is from RefSeq and is a predicted model, not a curated record.